AUGAGAUGUCAAUUUAUAUGUUCACAGCGUUUUUUAAUUUGCAGUCUUGGCAAUCCUGGAGCAAAAUAUCGUUUUACAAGACAUAGUCUUGGACAUUAUGUAUUGGAGCAAAUUCAUAGUUAUUUUGGAUUUUCUGUCUUUGAAAAGGAUCCUUCAUGUUUUGGAAUGUAUGCAAAAAGGGAUGAUUUACCAUUUUUGUUGUUUCAAUCAUGUGUUUUUAUGAAUGAAUCAGGGAAAGCUGUACAGAAGGCAUGGAAUAAGUUUUGUGCAGAUAUGGUUGUUGAGGGAGAAGGAAGACCUUUACUAGUGGUCCUUCAUGAUGAUAUUGAAGAGAAAUUUGGUACAGUUAAAGUUCGGGAACAAGGAAAGGGAAGGUAUAAUUUUGUGAUUGAUGUUUGGUAUAUAUUAAAAAAUCAAGAGGUCAUAAAGGCAUACAAUCGUGUAUUAAAUCGUUACUUACUGAGGAAAUCGUUUGUUCGAUUUUCAAUUGGUUUAGGUAGACCUUCCACUCGGGAAUCCAAAGAUGUGGUUAAUUUUGUACUACAGAAGCUGUCUCCACAAGAAUUGAGUUACAUAAAUGAAAUAACUGUUCCAAAGGUUAUUGAGGAGAUUGAAAAAUUAAAAGAUAGAGUUAAAAGUGAGUAA
Molecule: messenger RNA, 645 nt
Organism: Pneumocystis jirovecii RU7
Lineage: Eukaryota; Fungi; Ascomycota; Pneumocystomycetes; Pneumocystales; Pneumocystaceae
Exons: 3
Coding region: 1-645 (214 amino acids)
Molecular function (GO): peptidyl-tRNA hydrolase activity
Source: RefSeq, a predicted model, not a curated record